Molecule: messenger RNA, 924 nt
Organism: Plasmodium yoelii
Lineage: Eukaryota; Apicomplexa; Aconoidasida; Haemosporida; Plasmodiidae
Product: PIR protein
Exons: 3
Coding region: 1-924 (307 amino acids)
Source: RefSeq, a predicted model, not a curated record
AUGAAUAAAGAAGUGUGUAUAAGAUUCAAGAAUGUAAGUAAAUGGUUAUCUCAUGAAGUGAUUAAAGGAAUUGAUACAAAUUUUGAUGAACAUUUUGAUGAAAAUUUGAAAAAAUAUUGUAAUAAAGGAUCAUGUGAAGAAGGAUCAGGUGAUGAAGGAUCAUGUGAUGAAGGAUCAUGUGAUGGUCCUUUCGAUAAAAUUAGUGCUGGAUGUUUAUAUUUGUUUGAUGAGUUCUUUGGGGGGUAUGAAUCGUUUAAUGAUGUUGCAAAAAGAAAAAUCAAUAUUGUUGAUUACAUUUUGAUAUGGUUAGGGUAUAUGUUAAACCUUAUCAUAGAUAAAGACAAUGGCAGUAUAGAGACUUUUUAUAAUACAUAUAUAAAUAAUUAUGAUAAAGAUAAUAAGUAUAAUAAGAGAAUAACAGGUGUUACUGGUUAUGAGACUUAUAAUGAACUUGUAGAUAUAAAAGAAGAUUUGAUGAGUAUUGAUAUUAAAGAUAUGUCUAAAUUUUAUGAUGCAUUUAUAUUAUUAUGUGACAUUUGUACUGGGGUUAAUGAAGAAAAUAAAAAUUGCGAUACAUUUUCGGAACAAGCUGAAGAAUUUGUUGAAAAAUAUGAUGAACUUAAUGAAGAGUAUUAUAAUGGUAUAAACAGCCCCUAUAAUCAAUUAUUAUCUACAUUAUCAGAUGAUUAUUAUAAUUUACAAAGUACAUGUUAUGAUUUUCCAUUACUUCCAACAUAUUCACGAAAAUUUGUAAUAAAAAGCACACUAAUUCCAAUUGCAUUUAUAUUUGUUGCAGUAUCAAUUUUCUUGGGAAUUGCAUAUAAGUAUUCGUUACUUGGAUUUCGGAAACGAUCUCAAAAGCAAUGUUUAAGAGAAAGAAUAAAAAAUAUAAAGAAGAAACUGAUCAUUAAUAAAUUAUUCUGA